AUGACAAGCAAAAGAAAGAGAGAAAACACAGAUAACUCACCAGGCUCGAAGACAACAGCAAACGGGGACAGUGGAGGAAGAGGCUCCCUCCCACGCACGCGACCCGGCUUGGAGAUUGUAGCGACCAGGAAAGACCCCGGGAAAGAAGAGGACUCCAGACCUAAGAAGAAGAAGAAGGACUACGUACCAUGCCAACCGCCCACGAUUACGACGGGGCAGUCUACGAUGAAGCUCUCCAUCGAGUGGACGGUAGAACAAAGGACAAUUUGGGAAGGAGAGACGCGCAGACAAAUCGCCACAGUAAGAAGCCCCUUCGCAGAACAAGUCAUAGGCUUCAAACCCGAGGAGAACCCCCACUGGUCGGAAACGAUCCCUACCCCCCCAGCUGCGUCUAUCCUGAAAUGCAGCAUGCCAAUCACCCAAGCACCCUUCCCGGAUGUCUGCUUCUCAUCAGUAACAAUCUUCGGUAACGUUAGGAAAGAGGUGGCGGAGGAACUCAAGGCACACAGCGAAUCAUACAUGGCGCUGAUCCCCUUUGGAGCCGGCAACAAAAUUUUUGAACAAGCCAGAGUCCUCACGACAGCGACAGCGGACCUAGUAUCAGCACUAGCCAACGACGGCACACAAUACUCGGUAGCGGCCCCUGUCCAGGAGGAUGCCCCCCCACACAAAGCGUGGUUCGCAAGACCCUUCGCGAUGAUCCUCAAGGACCCAUCACCCUCGCUGAGAAAGACCCUCCUUGACACAAAAACGGUCGCCUAUAGGAGAAACGGGGAGAAUUUCGCUUUUUUAAGCUCAAACAUCCCCCUCUCGGAGAACUCAUGGAUCGUAUGCAAUUUCAAAGGGGGCCCAGUGAUGAAUAGGCCCGAAAAGAUGACCGAGGCACUCACAGCAAUAAGCAGGCAAAUCUGCCAAUUGAACGGCCUACGCUCGCUCGCAAACAGGAUCCUGAGCAAAGAAGGAGUCGGCCAAUCGUCAGAAGAAAGGAUACACGUAGCAAUCGCAGGCCUGAGUCUAAUAUACAUCGACAGACGCGACGAAGAGGACCGCGAGGACCCAGUAUGGCAACUCCAUGGGAAACCACUCACAAAACUCGACAAGGAGCACAGAGAGUGGUUACGCGCCGUACGACAUGUAUCUUUUUUCAUCGACUCGACAACCGAACUUAUCCAGGAAAGAGCGCGAGUCGGCUGCGUCUGGUGCAAGUCGGAGCUCCACACCAACCUCAACUGCCCCCUACCCAGAGUAAAAGACUGGCUUGGCCCGCAACCCCCCAAGGAAAGGCUCACCCCGGAGCCCAGAGACACGUCAUCGUCGAAAGAAGGGAAGAGAGCGACAAGGAAGGAGCGGAAAGGAAAAGGGAAAGCUAGGGACUAG
Pleurotus ostreatus (oyster mushroom) is the source of this 1377-nucleotide messenger RNA. RefSeq lists its product as uncharacterized. Bases 1 to 1377 code for a protein of 458 amino acids. The record is from RefSeq and is a predicted model, not a curated record. NCBI's taxonomy places the organism in Eukaryota, Fungi, Basidiomycota, Agaricomycetes, Agaricales, Pleurotaceae. The transcript has a single exon.